AUGUCAGGCCUUCUGCGCGGAAUGCUGAAAGUACGGUCAACUGUGGCUUCGAGGACACAUGCAAUCAACCAGCGAGCAAACAUAUCCAGUAAACCCCCUAAAGACAACAUCGGCGCUGCAGUGAGUAGGCCAAAGAUAUUUAUAAACCUUUUUUGUUAUUUUCUUGUUCUGUGAGUAGGCCAUCGUUGAAGCUAGCCAGCUAGUUCAGACAUUAGUUAGCUGAUUUGAAUUGUGCACCGAAGUUAAAACAAACUUAUCAAAAUUAUGUUGACUUUUAAAUUAAUGCAGUUCUUGCAUGCCUUAUUAUUGGCAAUGUGGCAAUAUUACUUGCCAACCUGUGUUGUUGGGUGACGUGUAUGAGUAUGACAGUCCUGUCUGCCUCUGUUCACAGGAAACAGCUUUCGUCAUGAGUAUUUUUGCAUUGACCAUACUUGGACCUUCUGGUUGGAUCCUCGCCAAUGUUCAGAACUACCAGAAGCGCUGA
Coregonus sp. 'balchen' is the source of this 484-nucleotide messenger RNA. The record is from the annotation of a GenBank genome assembly. Lineage: Eukaryota; Metazoa; Chordata; Actinopteri; Salmoniformes; Salmonidae.